UCCGAUGUGGUGCAACCAAAAGCUAUGGCAAUCGCAAAAUAAAAGUUUUAAAAUGAAUGUUUAGGACAAAUUCAUACAGUUUGAUGCGUUGAGACAGUCUAGUCAUGGAAAAACUACAAAAGCAAACUUCAAAAACUCAGCAGAGGGAGAUGGAGUUCCUGAAGUCAAUGACAGUCCCUCCCAUCAGGUCACUGCUAGAGAGUGCCCCGCCCAGUGUAGCUGUGCUAGGGGCUUACAUAGACGAGCUAGACAGUCAACUGGAUGAAAACAGUCACAAGAUGGAUGAGUGUCUCCAUGAAAUCUUGAAGACUUGUAAUAAACUACCUGGAAACAAACAGUAUAGUAGUCCUAAGGAGGCAGUGAACCAUGUGAUCUCCACACACAUCAUAGAGAAGGACUCGUGUUACGACCCCGAGGCUGAGGACGUACUCACCAUUCUGAGUCAUGUUAUAUCAGUUCUGGAGAAUCAUCCAGGGAGUGAAGAGAAGCUUUUACAGGAUCUGCUAUCAUUAUCCUCGAAAGAGGGAUUGUCCCUGCCCUGUAAAUCCCACCAAGGAUCUAAUCCCAUGCAGUCAGUCACCUCAGUCAAUGCUGUAACUGACAAUUUAGAAAUGCAAAUUUCUCAACAGUGGGACCAGAUUUCCCUCCAUUUCCGCCGCUAUUUCACCGACAAGUUAAAGAAACUUCCCAUCGAUAGCACUAAGCCAGAUCUGGACCUUUUUGAAGGGAAACGGAUGGAGUAUAUCCACAGCCUGUUGGCUCUGUAUACAUCAGAUGACAUCCUCAUCAAGUACCAGACUCUGAGAUCCCAACAGCUGGAGCGCUGUUUUGAGACUUUGCUGCCAGAAAUGGACUCUGAACAGUAUAGCUCCAUGGAAAUCACCAAGAACUGCAGGGAACUGUCGGACAUCAUACUCAACAUGAUCGAUGAAGAUUUUGUUAUUUUCAACUCAGGAAUUUUCAAGAAAUCUUUCAACACUGCAAGGGCCAUGCAUGACAUGUAUUUGGAGAAAUUUUCAGAUGAAAUGUCAGCAUUGGUAGAGGAUAUAUGGGAGGAUAUUGAGGACAUUGUCAAUAAGCCCAGGAAAAGCUCCUUAGCCCAUGCAAAUCAGUCCCCAAAUUCUGAGCAGGGUGAACUAGAGCAAAACAGUCAGAGUCUACCCAGAAUUUACAUGGAGUCCAUUUUGGAUGUUGUUACAUCUGUGUUGCACAUUGAGGAACAUGUGGAGUGUUUGCUGAGGUGCGCAGCCUGGGAUCCAGCAGGCGUGACCAGUAAACGAGUGAAGCGGAAAGGCAGUCUCAGAGGUGUAUUGAAGACAACAUCUAGUCCAGAGAUCCAGAGGCGUCCCCUCAGCUACACCUCAGAUGACAUGUCCUUUAGUGAAAACUUUAAUACCUCAUUUGGAUCCAUGCCCAGCAGUCUCUCUGACAGCAUCCCAGCUCCAAAAGUUGUGGAGAGGACUCGAGGUGAAGAGAGACUGCGAUGGGAGUGGAAGCUGAUGUUUAAGAAGAUUGCUCCUGACCUAGCCAAGUUUGUGGGGCUACGGAUUCGCAAUCUCCUGAAGACUACUCUAGACUCAGAGCUUGGAGAUUGGACUCGACUAGGGGUACUUCACACUGAAUCUGUCCCCCAAGAACUUUGGGGAGGCAAACUGGAUUAUCCAAAAUCCAUUUCUAAGUCAGUGUCUUGUUUUAUGACUGAGCUGGAUUUCCUGCUGCCGUUUGCCAGGGCUGGGACAGAGGGCUCCAUCUUGAACUGUGUGAGGCUGGCCUUUGUGGACGCCAUCAACCUCUGUCUACAGAACUUUCACAUUCAUCUCACCAAGCUAAGCAGUGAUGUUCCAAGGAAUGCUCCCAUGAAAACCCUCUACAUUUUGUUGUCUAGCUCUGUUUACAUAAAGAAUCAUCUACAACACUAUGAGAUGGUGCUCACAGGCGACGAUAGCAGCAAGAAGAAUUUCUCCAGCCUGCAUAAGAAUUACCAGGAGUUGGUGGAUGCCCUGUUUAAGCUUACAAUAGAGAUCCACAAUAAUUACAUGGCGACCAGCAUCCUUCACGACAUGGAGAGCUACAACUGGAAGGACAGCAAAGAAUUCCAAGAGGGUGAGCGGUGCUCCUUCCCUGUACAGAUGUGGAACUACCACCUGCGUGGACUGUGUCAUGACCUGUGGACUAUCUGCUCCCCCCGGCUGUCACAGGACAUAUACAGCCAGAUCCUACACAACUCUCUGCAGAUCUUCUCCCAGAGAUACUCCCACUCAAAGCCCAGCUACCGCAGAACCUCACAGUAUAGGUCUGACAUCAUCUCUAUCUUGCUGUGUGCCAGUGAAUUGCUUUUUCCAGCAUGCAGUUCUGUUUCCAUGUACCUUGACCCAGGGUCAUCUCAGCUGCCUCAUUACAGCAUACACAACUUCUGCUCAGUUCUCCUGGCAGACAUGGCUAUAGUUGCCUCUCCACUGGAAAUGCUUUACAAGAUGUACAAGAAAGGUUUCCAUGAGCUGCCUGAACUCCAGCCCACCAGUGGAUCAACUCCUACUGCAGAGGUCAUCGGUACCAACACACACUGGUUGUCAUGGAUACAGCCAACCAUUUUCCAGACUGGACACAAACAUUACUUUGAUAUGAGGACAACCACUGCGGUGUAUUUCCACUGUAAGCUUCUCUUAUCUCAGCCCGACAUUGAUUGGUCAAAAGUCCUGCAGGCUUAUAUCAUGAAGGAUUUCACUCUGCCCAUUUUAUUCCUCACUCAAAGUGUGACGGGAGAUUCUCCAACACAGGCAAACAAUGAUAAGAACCUUCAUCAACAGAAGGUCUCGCAGACCUUUUCUGUCAUAACUCGAGUUUUAACACAGUGUCAUCACUUCAAGGAAUCAGUAGCAAGAGUUUUGGUGCCAGUCAUAAGUCGAUGUAAUGAGUGGAAGUUGUUGGAUACGAAGACACUGAUUGGUCAGGAUAUUAUGGUGCCUGUAUGGAUGGAGACUGUGUUUACCUUGCUGGACCCAUUCAUAAACAGUGUCCUGAAGCCUGUCCUAGUGUCGGUGGUCCUGGACGGGAACUCUGGUCCCCCCAUACGCCCCAUCAUGUCAGUCAUAGCUGACCUGCCCUGUGGGUGUCGACCCCAGUUCACACCCCCAUCCUCCAGGUCCAAAAGCUCAGAAAGUCAGAAAGAGCUGAUGGAUGCCCUGAUGAGACAGAUGGUCUCUUACAUUGCUGACAAUGUCUUCUCUAUUCCUAAUACACUCUGCAUUCUGAUGAGGACACUGCAGGAGCACUGCACAGCCAACAACAUUAAAACCCCCCACCACUGUGCUGGAAUGAAGGUUAUAGGCACCUGCCUGCGACUGAGGCUACAAGACAAGCAUUACCUGGAGAGGGUCACUGGCCUCAAUCUGAAUCACCAGCAGACGGACACCCUCAAGUCCCUGGCAGACUGUGUCUAUUAUGUGCUCAUCAACACCAAAGCUAAAAGCAAUGCUACACCCCAGCUGGCUGGGAAAUUCUGCAAGGAGAAUAAGGUGUGGGUUCAAAGCAAAAUCCAGGCCAUUACAAGCUACCUCAACAAUGUGAUGUUUGAGAUGAAUGACCACACAAUACUCGAGGGUGCCACCAAUGAAUACAUGAAGCAACUCUUCACCUUGGCAGCAAGCAAUAUUCUGGAUUCUCCGACUGGACAAGCGGACCUAACUUGCUUGUAUGGUCUGAUCGCAAAUAACUUUUCUUGGCUGGAGCGACAGUUUGACAUCCAGUUUAUACUGCCAUCAUCUGGAGCGGAAAAUAUCCCACAGUUCACCCUGAGCUGUGAAGUGGACCAAUCCAAAGAGUUUAAUGCAUGUAAAGAGUAUGAAAUGAUUGGAACCCGAAAAUUUGAUCAUCCCACCAUUGAAUCCUUCAACAUAAACUGGCAGGAACUUCUGUCCUCAGACCUGGGUAUCAGUGAGUUUGGAUUCCGUUCUCUGCUCUACAAUCGCCAUGAGAUGCAGGAUGGUGCAUACCUGGAGGAGCAAGAGAAGAAGCCAGUGGAAACACUCAAAUCAGUGUAUGAAAACGAACCCCGAGAGUUGGGAUAAACGAGAAAAUGUAUAUCCUUUUUUGUUAGAUGUCAAUUAUAACUUUACAUGGUAAAUGUAUUUGUUUGUCUUAAAAAUUGCUCAAGAAGUUUACUUGUAAGGAAAUUAGGAUUUACCGUUUUUAAAAAGAUUUAUUAAGAAUUUAUGUUAAAUUUUUGUCAAGUUAUAAAACUCGAAUUGAAAAAUGUUUUGCAUUGAUAUUGCUGGUUUUUUAAAGAAUGAUUAUCUACAUAUAUUUGUCAAAAUUGCUUGUAAAACUACCAACUGAAGUGAUAGUGAAAUAUUUUUUGGCUAUACAUUGUACUGACAAAGAGGGGUUAUUAAAUUUUAAAAAUAUAGAAGUCAUCUAUUGGUUAGAUUGUUGAAUUACCAUGGAAUGAAUACCAGCACUUACAAAUGGCUAGCUCAUUCUGAGCUGAUGCUCAUAUACACUUAAGCUACCCUGUACUAGUCUUGUAGAUGAUAUGUGAUACCACCAAAAAUUAAUAACAAUUCUGUACUUGAUUCACUCUUCCAGACAGAUAUUAUUACCAAUGAUAUUAAAACCAUUUUAUGAAACAUUUGUUAAUAUUGAUGACUAAUAAAACAUCACAGUAAGCUCAAAUUUAUUAAGAAACUCCUAGGUUAUGUACAUGUAUUACGUAUAUAGAGAAGUCCAAAUCUAUUUUAGUGAUUACUUAGACAUUUUGUUUUUAUACAUGUAUUUGUAAAUCAAAGGGAUAUAAAUAUAUAGAUCAAAAAUCUAAUGCUAAUAGAAGUAAAUCAAUGAAAUUUUUAUUAUUAUUUUUUUUUAUUUUCUGCAUUUAUAUAAAAAGCUAGAUAUAACUACCAGUAGUAAUGUAUAGAGAGUGUAGAUUUGUUCAGCUCAUAGAAAUAUUGUACAUUUUACACUAGCAUCAUUUUUUCUAUCAGAUGAAGUGAUAGUGUUGAGGGGGGUGGAUUCUUUACGCUGGUUUAUUUCCAAUAAUGCUGUACUGAGCCGCUGGUCUUCAGUCACUUAUCUAUCCAUGUCUGACCUAUUUGCUAUUUGUUGUUCGGUUUUGUUUUUUAAUUGUGUGAUUUACAAAAAAAGAUCUGUUUGUGAAAUGAUUGAAAUGUGUUGAUAACCAUUGCUUGAUACCCAAUGCUGAUUUUGUUAUGAUAGGAAAUAAUAUAUGUCUCUUGAACUAAACAUGUUAAUAGAGAUUCUCACAAAAGGUGCUUCUGAAUUGAAAUUCAAUUACCGGUACCUGUGUUUUGAAGAAAAUGUGAUAAUUAUUGCCAUGAAAAGAUGUCUUUACUCUUACAUGUACGUACAGUAGUAGGUCAAAUCUCUGUUGAAAGUGCUCAUUCUUUGUACAUACACACAAACUCUAGUCACAUUAUUCUAAUGAUUUUUUCCUAUUUAACACUUGUUUCAGAAUACAUUGUGAAUUUUGUACCACCACCAACCGUUACUGUGGUUUCAUCAAUAUUCGUUGAACACCAAUUUUCGUGGAUUUCGUCGUUAAGUUGUUCCAUGAAAUUGAAUGAUCAUUGAAGUAUAAUUUCUAUUAUCAUUUUGUAUUUGUAUGUUCAUUUGCCACAAAUUUACGUGUCCUUGAAACUGUGAUUUUCACUUCAUCCACACAAAAAUUGAUACCUUUGAAUAUUAAUGAAACCACAGUAUAUACGUUCAUGUUAUACAGUUGUUGUGAAUUAUUGAUCGUUGUCUGUCAAUAUGUGAGCUAUUAUGAUUCCCAUCUUAUUAUUUGUUCUAUGAAAUGUGAAUACAAGUCUGAAUCUUGUGAAAUUAUCAAUAGUCACCUCAAUCUCCCACCAAUGUGAUAACUGUGUUUUAGCCAUUGUUUUUAUAUUUAUCUUUUGUAUACAUCCUAUUUAUUUUGUUCCAUAUGCCGUCCACGAUUACUUGUACUCAACCAUAUCCCUCUUAUAACUGGUACAAAAAAACAUGGGGAAAGUGGGGGUGGGGUGCAGCUAUUUAUGUUUCCUACUUGAAGGAUAAAAAAAGUUAAGAAGAUUAAAUAUAGAAUCUUACUUUUUGAUGCAAGAAUUUCUGGAAUAAACACUUCCUGUCCUUCCCCCUAAGAUUAUUUUAGUGCUGUAAGUAUAUACUGGUAUAUCAGUGUUCCAGAAAACAGAGAGCAAGUACCGGUACAUGUAUUUGAGGAUAGUAUGUAUGGGUAACCUUCAUUGAUAAUAAUUAAUAACAUUAAUAACUGAAAAAUUAAAUGAGUUCCUAGGUACUAUACAGUCCUGCAGCCUCAGGGUCUUAAAAAGGCAGGUGCUGUCAGGUACUACCAGUACGAUAGAUAUUAUUUUUAAGGGGAGGGGGAGUGUUCAAGGGAUGCUUUUGUCUUGUUUUUUUUUUUUGGGGGGGGGGGGGGGGGGUUCCGACGCUUAUUUUGGUAAUUUUAAACUUUCUGAAGCAGGAAACAGUUCUUGUUGUUGAUUUGCCAGUGCAUUUACCCACAAACUGGUUGUUAGGAACUGUGAUUUAUUUUCUUUGGCUAUUUUUGUUUAAUUUAUUUCUUCCUCUGUGUAGUAUUUUCAUCUGUAAUAUUUAUGAGUUUUUAGAAUUAGGCUUUAUACAUUGUUAUGAAGUUAUUUUGUAUUUUAUUUAUACAUUAUCUGAAAUCCAUGAUAAUGAACUGUUAACAACUUCAUUUGCAGCAGGAUUGUUUUUAAUUAUCAAAUUAUGUAGAUUAUGCCAAUAUUAAAUUUAUUCCUUAG
Molecule: messenger RNA, 6779 nt
Organism: Magallana angulata
Lineage: Eukaryota; Metazoa; Mollusca; Bivalvia; Ostreida; Ostreidae
Exons: 22
Coding region: 105-4067 (1320 amino acids)
Source: RefSeq, a predicted model, not a curated record